Molecule: messenger RNA, 1322 nt
Organism: Zychaea mexicana
Lineage: Eukaryota; Fungi; Mucoromycota; Mucoromycetes; Mucorales; Lichtheimiaceae
Exons: 2
Coding region: 167-847 (226 amino acids)
Biological process (GO): regulation of transcription by RNA polymerase II
Cellular component (GO): transcription regulator complex; PcG protein complex
Molecular function (GO): DNA-binding transcription factor activity, RNA polymerase II-specific; RNA polymerase II cis-regulatory region sequence-specific DNA binding
Source: RefSeq, a predicted model, not a curated record
AUUAAACUGACGACUUCAGACUGGUAGCCUUCCCUAACGGGGAUAAGAAGGGUUGUUAUAAAUACCUUGGACUUUCUACGUUCCUUUAUUUUUGUUCGCUAUAGUUCAUCUCAACUACUACUUUGCAUUCAUUUCUCUAUUACUUACUGAUCAAGUACCAAUAACAAUGGAAUCCCCUCUUUCAAUUAAAGACGCCAGCGGCAGACAGAUCAGUCUUUUAAACAACAGUACCUAUUCUUCACCUUCAUCGCCACCACCUCCUCCUCCCGCUCCAUCUACCGACUUCUUACGCGCUACUGCUAGUCGCCAAUCUUCGACUGGGCGACGCAAGUACCACUGUACAGAGCCAGGAUGCAACAAGAGCUUCACUACUAGUGGGCACUUAGCACGGCAUAAUCGUAUCCAUACAGGCGAAAAGAACUUUCACUGUCUUUAUCCGGGCUGUCCUUCUCGUUUCUCUCGCCAAGACAACAUGAUGCAGCAUUACCGCACCCAUCUCUCGCCGAAAUCGAGACGUAACCAUCAAUUGACUCGAAAUAUCAAGCAGCACCAACUAUCACGGCCUUGCUUCGAGCCUUAUCCAUCGGUGAUUUCGCCAUUAAACUCGCCUCUCGACGAGCAGCCGGCUGUUUUGCCUCAGCUGAUGUGCUCGCCUUCGCCCUCAUCACCGACAAGCAUGAAGCUUCAGCCGCUCGAGCCAUCCACCGACAAAAGUCCUCCACUGUACGCUUCUUCGGCUUUUUUAUGCCCGACCCCUCCUCUUUCUCCACCGCACCAUCAGCAACUUCCACCUCUGAGCCACCGACCUGCUGACUCCUUCUUCCCUUACGUCAGUAUCAUGAGCUAAAAAAGGCACACUUCUCCUCCAGCAUCACCGCAAUACUUUUGUCCUAGUAUCCAUCAGCCCGUACACUCGUUUUGAACAGAAAAAAUUCCAAAACAAAAAAAGCAACCACUCAGCACGCUCAUUAUGAUGUAUUCCUUGUAUUUUAGUUUCCAUGUUUUAUACUGUUUCUAUUCUCCUCUGCUUUAUCAUUUCUUCAUUAGCCACACACUGUAAACAGCUCAACCCCAUCAACACACACACACACACACACAUAUUCGUUCAUUGUAUGCAAAUUUUCUUCAUGCUUUCUCUCUUUUUUCCUCAUUCACAGCUCGCUAUGUUUAUAUUUUCCGCACCACUUCUUCCUACUCUCGGGUUAACUCUUUUUUCGUUUAACAUCAUGUACAAAUUUCUUUCAUGGUUCCUCCCUCCCUCUCUCUCUCUCUUUCGCUCAUUUUUUGUUAGUUCCAAAUAAAUGAACAGGUUUAAGACAGCA